AUGAGACUCGAUUGGAGGUGGCACUGGGCCACGGAGGGCUUGCAGGCCACGCGGGCGAGCCUAGACCAGGAGAGGGAGCAGGGCAAACUCUUGCGAGAGGAGCUGGCGAAGGCAAACUCCGAGAGGGCGCAGGCGGACUCGGAGCGCCGAGCGGAGCACCUGCAGGCUGGGGAGAUCGCCUCGCAGGAGCUGGAGCGGGCGCGGGCCGAGGUGGAGUUCCUCCGCCGCUCCCUGGAGAAGGCCGCGGCCGAGGCGGAGGAGGCCAGGGCGGAGGAGAAGGGGCUCGAGGCCCGCCUGGCGGGCGCGCUGCAGGAGUGCGGGGCGCAGCAGGAGCGCUGCCGUCGCGCGGAGCGGGAGCAGGGCCAGGCGCAGGCUGAGUGCCAGGAGCUGCUCCGCGACGCUUCGGGCCGCGCGGAGCGCGCCGGCGUCGCCCAGACGCUGCUCGAGGGGCGCGUGCAGGCCGUCCAGGAGCAGCUCGGCGCGGCCGCCGAGGAGGCGGAGGAGGCCCGCGGGCGCUGCGCACGGCUCUCAGCGGAGCUCGGCGCCCUGAGCGCCUGGCGCGAGGAGGCGCGCUCUGGCGAGGCGCAGGCCGCCGACGAGUACCACGAGGCGCUGGAGGCCUCGGGGCUGCGGGAGCAGGUCCUCGAGGCGGAGGUGGCCCGGCUGCACGAGGCUUCCACCGCGGCAGAGGCGCGGGCCCAGGCCGCGCGGAGCGCAGCCGCCGCCGCGGAGCGGGCCGCCGCCGAGGCGCGGGGCGACGCCGAGACGGGUGCCGAGGAGGCGCAGGCGCGCGCGCGCGCGGAGCCGCCCGCCGAUGCUCAGGCGGCUGGCGCGCGCGCCGCCAGAGAGGCCUGCCGCGCAGAGGCCGCCGAGGCGGAGCUGGAGAGCUUGCGCACGGAGGCGAGGUCUGCGGCGGACGACGCGGACGGCAGCAGGACGGCUCUGGGGUUGCCGCCUGGGCCGCCGAUCGCGCUCAACACGGCUGGGCGCGUUGUCGCGCCAGUGGGGCCGCCUGCAGGUAUUGUCGCUGCCGCCGCCCCGGCCCCGGCGCCGGCUGAACCCGCCGCAGCCGUAGCCGCCGCUGGAGGCGCAGCCCUAGGCGGCCUCGCGGCAGGGCUCGCGGCCAUCGCUGGCGCUCCAGGUGGUGACGCCAGGAUCCACACGGUCACGCUGGAUACGCAGGGCGUGAGGUACGUCGACGUCCGCGCUGCCGUGGUCCAGGUCCACGAGUUGCCAUGGGGCGACUGGCCUUUCAAGGGCCCACGCACGCUCCUGUGGGUGCUCAGCUUCAUCUGCCGAAAUGGAGGGACGCCCCUGGGCCGUCACACCAAGUGGGUCGCGGAGGGCUACUUGGAGGCGGACGCCCCAGGGGUCGACACGCACCUCCUGUGCUGCCGCCUGCUGGAGCUCGGGGUCGUCUACGACCAGCUCCACGUCACCAACCUGGCGGCCAUGGAGCUGGUCGGCCGCACGCUUCAGACGCAGGAGGAGCUCUACCGGGACAGGUUCGCGGCGUCGUCGGAGUUUGGCUCGGACGCUGCGCUGAUGUCGGGUGCGCUGGACGCUGGCGGCAACGCGUGCGUGGCGCCGGCCCUGCGCGACUGGCUGGCGUCCGAGACGGCGCGCGAGGCGAGCAUCGCCAGGGAGCGCCGCAAGGCGAGGGAGGAGCGACUCCUGGCCGCCGGCGGCAGCAGCAGCGAUGGCCGCGGCAGAGCUCACAAGGGGCUGCGCCAGUCCAUCAUGCACAUCUCCGACAGCGUCGACGAGCUGGGAGCCCCGCCCGCGGAGUUCUGGUCCGCCAGCGCUGGUGAAGACGGAGCCCUCUGGGAGUUCCUCUCCUGCGCCAACCUGCAUGGUUCCGGCGCCGCUACGUCAGCCCCCUUCGUCAGCGACAAGGUCGCGCGGCCCUCUGUCGGCGCGGCGCCCGUCAACAUCGUGGACGUGGCGCAGCCCGCGGACAAGGCCUGGCUGGAGGACUGGCGGCGUCAUAUGCUUCGCGAUCGGUGUGCCGCAGAGGCUUUGGCAGAUUCCGCUUGUCCCAAGGGACCGUACUGCAACUCUGCCUUGACUCGCGAUGUGAGCACGCACGGUCAGUUUUUGAUACAGAUGUUUCAGAGGCAGAUGGUGACCUUUUCGCAGCUGACAAUGGUUUUUGGACUCGCCGCGUACGAGACUGCCUUCGGCGGCAUCCUUCGGCUCGUUCGAGGCGCCGUCGGGCGGCAUGCACAUGUCCACGCGCGAUAG
Messenger RNA from Prorocentrum cordatum, 2244 nucleotides. NCBI's taxonomy places the organism in Eukaryota, Dinophyceae, Prorocentrales, Prorocentraceae. The record is from the annotation of a GenBank genome assembly.